UUCCGGUGUGGUUUUGCAAUGAAACCAACUGACACCCAGUCAUAGAGGAAGAGGCAGAGAGGUGGAGGAAGGAGGGGAGGAGGGCCGCAGAUCUGUCAAAAAAAAAAAAAGUCUGCUUCAGUUCAGUCGAGAUGGAUCCCAGCAGCCCUCUGGACUCAUAACAAAACAAAGAACUGCUGAUGAUUUUGUAAUUAGUUGUCCUUUCCCCCCACCUCUCCCCUCACCAGUGAUCCACGGCCUCCUCGCAGCCCAGCCAUGGCCUCUGACACUGAGGAGAUGAUAGAGGAGUUCAUGGGGAGUGCGCUGGCUCAAUGGGUUGUGCUGUUCGAGAACACGGUGGAGACGGAGAGCAGCGUCCAGCUCUACAGCCAGUACAUGGAGGUGAACUCGGUUUUCAAGAGCGCUCGAGAGCGAUACGCGAGGCUGACCGACGGGGUUUUCCUCAACGAGGUCAUGAGGAUCAUAGACCCAAACCCCAAGGUGGAGCGGCUCUACGACAGCGAGAGAGAUGACCACAUGCUGAGAGUUCAGAACUUUUCCAUUUUGAAUCGACACCUCAGGGCAUUUUAUCAGGAAAACCUGCAGCAGCUGAUCCUCAUGCCGCUCCCAAAUGUCGCCAUCCUGGGGCAGGACCCCCUAACAGAGGCAGCUAUGGAGGAGCUCAGGCGACUGCUGCUGCUCUUACUGGGCUGUGCGGUGCAGUGUGAGAACAAGGAGACUUUCAUUCAGCAGAUCCAGUCCCUGGACAUCGAGACUCAGGCAGCCAUCGCCAGCUGUAUCCAGCAGGUGACUCAGGACCCUCGCACGGCACUACCGCUUCAGUGGGAGGAGCUGGUGGAGACCGAGGGCGCAGACCUACAGCUGGUCUUCGGCUCCAUGGCCAAACAAAUCCAAAACCUGCUGGCGCAGAGAGACGCGCACCUGGAGAGAAUAGCAGAGCAGGAAGCUCAGGUUGAUUCAAGGCCGACACCCCUGGGUGGCAUCGGCGACAAAGCCCCCCAGAGUCUGACGCUCCAGCUGGCAGACAGCAAGGCCAAACUGCGCCGCCUUAAACAACAACUGGAAGAUAAAGGCGAUCAGAUCCUGGAUUACAAGCAGGAAAUUCAGACGAUGGAAGAUCAACUGAAGAAACUUCAAAAAGAGAACCGAGCUCUGCAGGGUGAGGCCAGGGGCAUGAGAACGCUGCGAGAUGAGCUGGACUGCGCUCGAGAGCGGGCUGCACGGGCCGAGCAGCUCCAGACAGAGCUUCAGAGCUGUAAACACAGACUAAAGAACCUGGAGCUCACACGCACUCAGCUAAAGGAGCAGCAGCAGCUGUGUGCGGCGCUACAGGAAACUAAAACUCUGCUGGAGGAGCAGCUGGCCGACGCUCGGACCCGCUGCUCCUCGCUACGAGAGCUGGAGAAGGACAAUCUGCUGCUACGUCAACGAAUCAUGGACGUGGAAGCGGAGCGGGACACCGAGCGGCAGCGAGUUGAUGAGCUGCUGGAAAUGAACAUGAGCCUGGAGGAGGACCUGAGGCACAGGAGAACCUCCAAGGGGAACGUUCCUCCAUCUAUUAUUUCAAUCCACGAGCGCUUCCUCCACUCAGAGCUGGAUUCUGACGAGGACCUGAGCGAUCUGAUUGACCACAAGCCUCUGAGUGUGGAAGUAGAUGAGGCUUCGACGCUGAGGCUGCUGGGAGCAGAGCAGGAGAACGCCGAGCUGAGGAGGAGGCUGGAGGAGCUGCAGGCCCAGCAGGAGGAUGACUCUGUGAAGGAUGAGCUGGAGCUGCAGCAUCAGAACACGCUCAGGGAGUUUCAAAACUUGAAGAAUGAAAACGCCACUUUAAAGCAGCGCCUGCAGGAGCUGCUGAGGAAACUUCAACACCUGCAAGAGCAGAAGCAGGAGGAGGAGGAAGGUGUGGAGAAGCCGAGCGGAGAGGAGGAGGAGGAGGAGGAGGAGGAGGAGGUGGUGAGAGGAGUUCAGGGCUCAGAGACACCUCGAGGAGAAGGAGAGGGAAGGGUGAGGGCGACGGUGGGGGGCGAGAAACGAGGAGAGACGAUGCAGCGAGAAGCAGGGGUGGGAGAGGAGGGUCUGCACGUCCGACGGGCGGGGAAAGGUGAACUUUGUGACAAGGAGGUGAAGGUCAAAAGGAGAGGAGAGGCAGAGGGAGGGCAGAAAGAAGCGCACAAACGGGAAGAGGAAAGCGAACAAAAGUUGGAAAACGCCACGUUAACGACGGGCUCGGCGCCCCUAAAACCUCCAUCAGAGGACGACCCGGACGCCACGCACCCGACGGUGUGUUCGCUGUCCGCUCCAGACCUGGAGCUUCUGACACACCGGCUCCAGGAGGAGGCCGACAGACAGGCUGGUCUGGCCCAGGAUCUGCGCUCCAAGCUCGGGGAGCAGAGCAGGAGAACGUGGGAGGCCGAGCAGAAGCUGGUUCUGGUGGAGGCCGAGCUGCAGCGGCUGAAACGGGCCGCGGAGAGUCUGGUGGAGGCUCGCAGGCAGGUGGAGGUUCUGCAGUCGGAGGCUCUGGUCGUGGAGGAGGAGCUGUGCCGCCUGCGCAGCCAAGCCGAGCUCCACCGGAUGCAGACCACCGUCAUCGCCACCCUGGAGGGAGAGCGAGCCACUCUGGAGAGAGAGAGGGACGCUCUGCGCGGCACGGUGGACGCCCUGCGGGCCGCCCAGCGCAAGAGCGACCAGUUGGAGCUCACCAUCCAGACCCUCAAGGUGGAGGUGGAGCGUCAGGGCCGCAGCCUGGAGACGUGGCGCCGGCGGGAGGAGCAGCUGGAGGCCGAGCUGCGCGAGGGCGCCCUGGAGUCGGAGACUCUGGUCCGAGCGCGGGACCAGGCCCUGCUGGAGGCGUCGCGGCUGGAGCAGGAGAAGGAGAGCUGCCAGGCGGAGCUGGACGGCUGCCGCAAGGAGGCGCGGCAGAGAGAGAGGGAGGCGGCCCGGCUCAGGCAGCAGCUGGAGAGCACCAACCUGGCCUUGGAGCGCAGCAACCAGAGGGCCUGUUCUCUGGAUGCUGAGCACAGACGUGUGUGUCAGCAGCUUUCUGAGUGUAAGGAGCUCUGCACUCAGCUGCAGGACCUGGAGAAGCAGCUCAGCACUCGAUUAAACAGCGCGGAGGAGGUGAAGCAGCAGCUGCAGGAGCAGAACGCAGAGGCUCAGGCCAGGAUCGGCUCACUUUCUCAGGACGUGUCCAGUGAGCACGCCCGCUCUCAGAAACUGACCGCCGAAGUCGAGCGUUUGAACCGGAAACUGCAAAGAGCUGAAGACGAGCUGAAGGCCAGGACAGAUUCUCUGAAGCAGUCGGAGGAGAAGGUGGAGACGAUCUCACGGAGGCUUCAGAAACGUCAGUCUGUCCUCCUCAGCUGCAGUCCAGACACGUCACACCAGGAUGAGGGUCCAGAACCUGAAGCCGGAGCCCCCCGCUGUCAGGCAGCAGGGGAGCCGGAGAGGGAGCUGAGAGAGCGGGUGACGGAGCUGGAGAAGGAGAGAGCAGUGGCGGUCGCAGCACACGAGGCUCUGCAGAUGCGCUUGUCUCAGUCCCAGGAGACGUGCGAGCACCUCAAGGAGCAGCUGGAGGCGCUACGUAGGCACUCCCUCAGCCUGCAGGACUCCUGCACCAAACUACAAACACUCAACACUCAGCUACAGGUGGACCAAGCCAGCCUGAGCUCCCAGCAUGCAGCAGCGCUGGCCCGCUGCAGCGAGGGCGAGGCCCGCAGCGCCGCCCUGCAGGCCGAGUCCAAGGUGUGGGCGAGGGAGCGCGAGGAGUCCGCGGCCAGGACGGAGGCUCUGAGGCGUGACCACGAGCGGCUGACGGCGCUGCAGCAGCAGCAGGAGGUGGAGCUGGAGGAGCUGCUGGAGAAACACUCCCAGAUGAGGAGCAACUACCGGAGCCUGGAGGCUCAAAACAGGGAGCUGGAAGCCAGGUACAAGGAGCUGAUGGAUGGUAAAGCCCAGCUGGAGGAAAGAGAGCGAGAGAUGAAGAUGGAGAGACAGAAGCUGGAAGACGAGGCCCAGAGCAGGCUGGAGAGGGAGCGCGAGCUGGAGAGGCUGAAAGAAGACAGCGAGCGGCUGCAGGCCCAGCAGAAGGACUGGUUGGCCUCGCAGGCGGAGCUGCUGGCUCAGGGCUCUGUGCUAAAGGCAGAGCUCAGCGCCGCCCAGCUGGACCGGACUCGGCUGGAGGGGGAUCUCAGCGCCCUGAGGGAAACCAAUCAAAGUCUGGACCUGAGCAACGCUCGACUCACCAGUCAGUACCAGCUUCUGACACAGCUGAAGAGCAACAUGGAAGAGGAGAACCGACACCUGGCGGAGCAGAACCAGAGUCUGCUGAAGGAGAACCGGGCCUUAUUGGAGCAGAGCCUGGAGCGCCGCGACCUGCACUACUCUCAGCAGAGAGAGUACCAGGAGAAGCUCAGUGAGCUCCGUCGGGAGAAGCAGAAGUUGGUGGAGAAGAUCAUGGAUCAGUACCGGGUCCUGGAGCCCAGCAUGCAGCCUCCGGCAGGAAAAGCAAAGAAAUCUAACUGGAUUGCAGACAGGAUGAAGAAACUAAUCAAACCCCGCGGAGGAGCGGGAGGAGGGAAAGAGGGACGCGCCCUCUUCAUCGCCGCGGGCAGCGUGGAGAACCUGGCCGACAGCAACGAAUUAACAUCAGACACAAACGCGCCAAAACCCGACCCCCUCAGCGCUCCGGUAUCUCCGUCACCUGUGAGAAAAGCUGGGCAUAAACCGGAACCGGACAUCUCAGUUCCCGGGACUCUGGCCCUGCGCUCCGGGUCCGGUGGUCGUCGUAAGCUGGGCUCCCGUCAUGGCUGGGGGAUCGGCUUGACCAGAGGAGGCACCGGGGCGUCUCAGUCCUUCAGCCCUGGAGACCACAAGACGCCCCCACGCCAGAGGUUUGGCUCCAGUCAGAACUCCUCCACCAUCCUGUGGGAGGGGACAGGAAGUCGGGCUGAUCCGCCUCGGGACCCGGAAGGAUCGCUGACCAGUCAGGAGAGUGUCGAGGAGGAAGAAGGGAGAGAUCAUCCCUCCAGUGAUGACGUCACAUCUUCUUUAGAGAAAACCACAGACUCACAUUUAAACUGAAACAAACCUCAAAUUUCUUAUUUUAUGUACCAAUAUUUUAUCUUUUGUGUGUCUGAAUCAUUCCAGUUUGUCCUAAUAUUUUUAAAUACAAAAUAAAUCUAUUAUUCAGUAAAAUAAAGAUUACCUGACCUCCCUCACCGCCCGCUACAUGAUAAAUUAAAACUUCUGUUAAUUAAUAUUUCAAACAAAAUAACUAAAAACAAACCACUGAGGAUUUUUGGGGACUCUUGUUGACAUUCAUUCAUUUUUUAUUCAACUUGAAGUGAUGUUUAAUUUAAUCAACAUUUUCAAGCUUAAAUUAAAAGAUUUCACAAUUGUCUAUAAAAAUGGCAACAAGAGCCGAAGGUUAAUCAUUUGGUUGUUUUAUUUUAUUUUAAAGUUUCAAGUUUCUUUAGAAACAAAACUAAAAGGUUUUAUUAAAUAGGCAGUUUGAAUAGAUUAAUUAUGACCACAGUGAAAUGUAGUGUUUUUAAUCUAAUGUUUGAGUGCUCUCACUCAAACACUGUUACCCAAAGCAGUUUAUUUAGCCUCAGAACACACAAACGAGGAACUCCAGCACCUCUGGAGCACCAUCAUCAUGUGUUUCAGUGCAAACAAUAUAACUAUAAAUAUCAGUUUUUAAUUAAGCGUCUCCAAUCAGGUACAUACCUGUUCUCCAGUCCAAUGCCUCCACUGUAAUUCAGUAUUUUUUGUUUUAAAAGACAUUUGGACGGGGAGCCAAGCAUCUUUCAUUAUUAACCUCGGGGAACAGGGGUCAGGGAACAUGGAUAGUGGGAAACAUAGGGUACCAGGGAACAUAGUGGUGACCCUUCACAGUCUAUUUAACCAGAAACAUGUGGAGUAAAGUGCUGUAAAUCUAAAAAAAAAUAUUCAUUUGGGUUAAACUAAGGGAAACAAAACAAUGAGAAACUGUUUCACACAAAGGAUAAAAAAAAAAAAACAAAACAAAAAAUCAAAUGUCAUGACUUGGUCUGGAGUAAAUGCCAAAAGAAUAAAAGUGCAUUUUUCAAGCAGGUUUUUAAAAUGUCAAGUGUUGGUGAGGUCGUAAUGUGAAAGGGCAGCUGUUCCACAGUUUAGGCUCCCAAAGCUCGAUCCGCUCCGUGCUGCAGCUCAGGAUUCAGUCGGGAGAGCCGGGAUCUCCGGGAAAAUGGUAAAAGAGUAGAAGGAAAAGGUGGCGUUCACCUAGUUAAUGACUUAAAAUACAAAUAUUUAUUAUGAAAUAAAUUCAGUUAUUACAA
Messenger RNA from Austrofundulus limnaeus, 6317 nucleotides. It is a transcript of the gene ccdc88b, whose product is annotated as coiled-coil domain containing 88B. Gene Ontology annotation, cellular component: centrosome; cytoplasm. Bases 256 to 5079 code for a protein of 1607 amino acids. Gene Ontology annotation, molecular function: microtubule binding; dynein light intermediate chain binding. The transcript has 28 exons. Gene Ontology annotation, biological process: cytoplasmic microtubule organization; cytoskeleton-dependent intracellular transport. NCBI's taxonomy places the organism in Eukaryota, Metazoa, Chordata, Actinopteri, Cyprinodontiformes, Rivulidae. The record is from RefSeq and is a predicted model, not a curated record.